Messenger RNA from Aspergillus uvarum CBS 121591, 717 nucleotides. RefSeq lists its product as uncharacterized. The record is from RefSeq and is a predicted model, not a curated record. NCBI's taxonomy places the organism in Eukaryota, Fungi, Ascomycota, Eurotiomycetes, Eurotiales, Aspergillaceae. The annotation marks the transcript as partial. The transcript is spliced from 2 exons.
CUCGUCGUAAAAAUUGUUAGGUUUAUUUCUGAGCCUCAGUCAACAAUGCGUCCCCUUCUCCAGAAGCUGAAAGAAUGGUCAGAGCACUUGCCCACAUCUUUACGUCAGCAGAUUUUUCAUAGCAUCACAAUGAAGAACAUCUCCUCACAACCCAGCUGCCUUCGUUUCGCCUGUAUCCUCUUGGAGGUUUUCGAUUUUCGCGCUUUACUACGACCGAUGGUCCGAUCUGCUACUCCGCCGCCCUUGUUUGAGGAAACCCACGAGAUACCUGGGCUCGCGGAUCAGUUAGACGACCUCAUCAACCAGCUAUUUGAAGUGAACGAAUUUGAGCCAUCAUUGGCGAUUGAACUGUCAGAUGGGAAUGGAAGUGGCAAUGCGGUGCUCCAAGCGGCCGAAAGUUGUGCAGCAAAGAUGCUCCGUAUGGUUAUGCGGAUAGGCUAUGGUGAUAGCUCAGGCUUUUGGUACUCAUUUAUCGAAGGGUCCCGUAUCGGCUUUGCGACCGUCUCGAAUUUCCUGAUCCUUUUUCUAGUGCAGGCACCGACACAAGACCACGCUCUUCGCGCCAAAAGUCUUGUGGUUCUCUGGCGAAAUGCACUGCGAAAUCAGAAUCAGACUUCUUCGAUAGUAUGUCUUGGACUCGUUAGGCCGGAGGCAACGCUGUGGGCCGGGCUGAGUAGAAAUUACUACCUGCCAAGCCGUGUCAAAGAGAUUCUUGAG